Messenger RNA from Cryptococcus amylolentus CBS 6039, 690 nucleotides. RefSeq lists its product as hypothetical. The transcript is spliced from 4 exons. Gene Ontology annotation, cellular component: proteasome core complex. NCBI's taxonomy places the organism in Eukaryota, Fungi, Basidiomycota, Tremellomycetes, Tremellales, Cryptococcaceae. The coding region runs from base 1 to 690 and encodes 229 amino acids. The record is from RefSeq and is a predicted model, not a curated record.
AUGAUUGCCGGAGACACCCGACAAUCAGAAGGCUACAGCAUUCAGACUCGAUAUGCUCCGAAAGUGUGGCAAUUGACCGACAAAGCGGUUCUGGCUACGAACGGCUUUGCUGCUGAUGGAAACAAUUUCGUCAAGAGAGUGAAGCAAAGACUGGAGUGGUAUGAGCACGCUCAUCAAAAGCAAAUGAGCAUCAAGUCUAUCGCAAGGAUGAUUCAGACCAUGCUCUAUGGCGAGAGAUUCUUCCCGUACUAUGUGUACAACAUUCUCGGAGGUAUCGAGGAGGACGGUUCCGGUGCCGUGUACUCUUUCGACCCGGUCGGCUCCUACGAACGAGAGGCGUGCAGAGCUGCCGGUGCUGCCCAAUCCCUCAUUCAGCCAUUCCUUGACAAUCAGAUCUAUUUCAAGAACCAACAGCCCGCACCCGGGGCUGGCCCCUUCGUCCCCGGCAAUCUUCCCUUGAGCACCGUCCUUUCCGUCGUUGUCGACUCCUUCUCCUCUGCCACCGAGAGACACAUUGAAGUGGGUGAUGGGCUCGAGAUCUUUGUGGUCAUGGCUGCUGGAAGGUCUACGGACGAUCUCCUCGGAGAAGGUCGAUUGGCGCCGGGAAUGGAAGUGGAAGAGCUGCACCCCCUUGGACAGGGAGGAGGCGAGAGAACGUUUUUGGUCAGGUGCCCUUUGAAGAGAGACUAG